CUACGUACAUAUAAAAAAAAUUAUGGCAGAAAAAGAAGAUUUGCUUUCCUCAAACAAUUUCACUGAAGAAGAGCAGCGAUGUGCGAGUGAUGCAUAUGAUGCUUUUCUCAGAGAUAAGUACGAUUCCUGCAUCUCUGGUUUGAAAAAAAUUCAGAAAAAUCAUCCCGGAGAUUGCAAGCUUAUGCAUAAUCGUGCUUUAGCGGAGUAUUACAAAUCAGGCCUAACGAAAACAGCCGAUUUAAAAAAGGCAUUAUCUAAGGUUCACAAAGUGACUCAACAAUCACAUCAGGAGGACGAUGAGAUUACUGAAGAAAUAACUUCAAAUGAAUACUCUGUUUUGCAUUACAAUCAGUCUUUACUUUAUUAUUUCCUGCAUCAAUACAGGGAGGCUCAAACAUUGCUUCAAGCACUCGCAGAAAAUCCAGAGGUUGCGAUCAAUGUCAGGGAAAUAUGUUUGUUACUGGUAGAAGUCUAUCUCACUAAUUAUGAACCAGAAAAAGCAGUUCGACUCAUCAACAAAAUUGAAGAAACUUUUCUUAAACCUGUUUCACCUCAACAAUCAAAACAUGGAAACACAAAUGAUGGAAAAGAUAAAGCAAAACCACAGAAGAUAAACAUAAAGGAGAUGAAAAAUUUGUUGCCAUUGCUGAAAACACGUUGUUGCUUACAGCUGAAAUCUAUGAAGGCUUGUAAAAGGGAAUUGAAGGCAUUUACAACAAAUCUGGAGAGCAGUCCAGAUUUCCCUGCACAAACUAUACAAUUUAUAUCUGUAUUUUUAAAGAGCAAUUUUGAAUUCCAGCGUGGUAAUUUUCAUAAAGCAUAUAAAUUGUUGGGUAGUUCACCUCCGUCAUCAUCUGUCAACACUUCUUGGCUUCAAAAUGGAGAAUCUUUAUCUACCAUGUUUUACAACAAUUUAGGUGUCAUACAUUUCUAUACAUCCAAGCAUAGCCUUGGAACAUUUUAUUUGAGUAAAGCUAUCGAGGAGAAUGAUAAAGCUAUUAGUACUAAUACUACAUCGAGUAAGAAGGGAGAUAGCAAACAACAACAGUCAAGUAAUACAAAGACAAUACAAAUGCUGAACAUGAAUAAAAAGUUUGAAUUGCUAUACAACAUGGGAAUUCAAUUGUUAUUCUCUGGUAAACCAUCAGCCGGAUUUGAUUGUCUUAUUGCUGCUGUGCCCGUAUUUUCUUCCAAUCCUAGAUUGUGGUUGAGACUUGCUGAAUGUUGUAUUCAGUGGUGUUGCUCCCCUGAUAUAUCUGACGCUCACAACUCACAGAAACAUCUAUCUGGGCCUCUCAGAUAUACUGUUAUUGGAUCAGGGAUUCAUCAAAAAUUAAUUUUACACCCCAUUACUCAAAAUUGGAAUGGAGCAGGAAACUCAGUCAUGCCUGGACCAACUUUAGAAUUUGCUUCUGUGUGCUUGCAAAAUGCUUUAACUAUAUUAGCUGAAGCUGGCAUUACUGGUGAGGAAAUUAAAGAAGGUAGAAAGAAUUCCAAGUCAGAUAUAAACAAAAAGCCUGUCUUAUCAAUACCUUGUUUACCUGGAAAUCCAUUAUCUGGCCAAGAAUUAUCGAACUUUCAUGCUUCGAUACUUGCAAACGGUGCUUUUAUUGCACUCAGUCUUGGCAACAACUUGAUGGCAUACGAGUAUUCCAAACUUCUUCUGCGACUUCCUAAUAUUUCUGGAAGGCAUAAAUAUCUUGGAAGAAUGUAUUCUGCAGAAGCUUUGGUAUCUUUAGAUAGGAUUUCUGACGCCAUUCAACAUCUUUCUGGGGAUUCUGUUUCCGAUAUAAGUGAUGGAUCAGGGGAUAGUGGAACGAGAUCCCAGUCUCACUCAGAUGAUUUGUCAAAUCAAGUUAUUCACAGACCAACUGGACCAAAAACAACACAAAUUUGUUUCAAGUCACCUCAACAUGCGCAAGGAUGUAUGCUGCUCAAUUUGGCAGUUGCUCAUACCUUGAGAAGUGAAUUUGAGAAGGCACAAAAACUUCUCAACCAAUUUGCUUCACUCAUAUCUCCUCAGGAAGUACCGCCUAAUGCUAUCUUAUUAGCGGUUUAUAUUAAUAUUCACAUGGAAGGUGGAUUACCUUUAGCCAUGGAGAUUCUACAGCAUAAUUCAUUAACACCCCAUAUGAAUUCUUCUGCAAUUGGAAAUUUACAAACACAUUUCAGGCCUCAACAGCCAUUGGGUGCUCCAGGUUCAAAACAGUUUUCAUCCACCAUGGUAGCGAAUUCACCCAACGGAAUGAGCAGUAGUAACGGGUCAAUUAGCGGAGGAAGUAGUGGAUCGAGAUCAAAAUCUUCUACCCCACAACCCCAGUACAGUAAUCCACCUUCUGGAUCGGUAACACCGGAACGGAUCGUCAAAGGAUCAACAACCAAAUCUGAUAGCGGAAACACAAAGACUAAAAGAGGACGGCGUUAGGAAUCAUUCCAAUAUAAAUAAAUAACAGUGUAUUCAUCAAAAUUAUCUGAUAUAUAUAUUGUAAAAAGUGGAAAAACAGUCAUCUGGCUGGAAAAUCGCUGGUUUAAGUAACUACUCCAUAAUGUAAAAUUCAGUAAAUAUAAAUUCUGAUUAUUGAUUCAAAUUAUCGAUAAAAUUUCAAGUGGAUUUUAUAAAUUCUUCUUUUUGUUUGAAUCCGCAGACAUCACUAUUGAAGUGCAGAGCCAUUCCUGUUAUAAAAAGCGGUAUUGAACCUCUUGACUGCCUGGAGUUGAGCGUAAGCAGUUUGUGUAAAAAUCUGGAAAUAUUAUGCUUAGCUAUAUACUAAAUGGCUUCACUAACGACGGAUAUAAAGAGUCAAAUUUGUAAUGCCUUUCUGUACUCUUUUUACAAGUAUUUCUCGAAGUCUCGUCUCGGGGAGAAUCUGAAUAGUUUUUCUUGUUUUUUCGUUGAAGUGGGAAUCCAGAAUACUGAUGGAUUUACUGAUGCUUAGUUUUUGCUCUCUGGGAUAAUCAAACAUUGAGGCCUUGUUUCGAACCUUCUAAAGAGGUGUUGAAUAGAAUUUUUUGUAAGAGG
This is a messenger RNA of Styela clava, 3019 nucleotides long. RefSeq names its product CCR4-NOT transcription complex subunit 10-like. Gene Ontology annotation, biological process: mRNA catabolic process; negative regulation of translation. NCBI's taxonomy places the organism in Eukaryota, Metazoa, Chordata, Ascidiacea, Stolidobranchia, Styelidae. Gene Ontology annotation, molecular function: protein binding. Gene Ontology annotation, cellular component: CCR4-NOT complex. The record is from RefSeq and is a predicted model, not a curated record.